UAUUUGACAGCAGUAUUUCUCUGGGAUUGUUUUUUCUGACAUUUUUACACGACCUAAAAAUAAAUUUGAAAAUUGGAAGGAUGGAAUAUUAUAUUUGGAGAGAACGAAACCUAAAAAAUACGKAACUCACAAAUAAUUGUCCGUGUCACAUGAUCAAACCUGACUAAUCAGAGCGAGCCAAGUCCAACGGAAAAGUACGUUCAUUGUUUGGAUGUUUUGWCAAUUUUACCUUUUAAAUCUGAUAAAAAAUACGAUCGAAACGCCGCGGGAUAUGGAUGUAGCCUUGAAGCUCUGGUGGAACAGACGGAGUGUGGAUACGUUUUAUCGUGGUUUUGAUGAAAUGCCACGUGUUCAGGUUUGAUGAAGUGUGCAGAUCCGAAUCGUUUCAUCACAUGACUCCCCUCCCCCACCCAGCCCGGGGAACAGGGGAAGAAGGCGGACAUGUUUGAGGGGAAAUGUUGCUGGUUAAAAAGUAUCCAAGUGGAAGACAAAGAAGAUUAUUGGAAGAAAGGUUUCGCUCUUUUUUGGGGAUUUAUCAGUCCACAUCCGUUUUUGCUUUUAUCCAGAGACUUUAAAUAGACUUUUUGAUUUUUUUUUCGUAUAUAUAACUUGUCACUUCAGGGAGUACUUAGUUUUAUUUGUAACCCUGACAAAGUAACAAUACUAAUGUGUAUUACUGCAUGAACUGUAAGGAAUCUUUCUGUCGGUUAUUUGAGUGACAUUGUAGGGACUCUGUAACCUUGGUAUGGGGGAUGGGCGCGAAUGGUUAGGUAACGUCCUGUGUGCCUUGAAUUAGUUUUUAUUUAAUGAAUCUAGGAAGAUAAAUAUUUAUUUUUUCAGUGGUAAUAACCUGGUUUUGUUAGGAGUUCAAAGUUAUUUUCCCGUCCUGCUUUUUCCAGUCUUAGCAUGGCUGGGCACAGUAAACCUGUAUUUAGAUUUUAGUUUUUUUAUUACUACCGACACAUUAACACGUAUUUAAUUGAUGCAAUGUAUUAGUUUCGAUUAGUUGUUUUUGGUUUGGAUGGACUGGGCUCAGUUUGAAAAAUUGCUGUGUCAUUCUGUGGGUUGUUGCUGCUAUGACCUUGUCAGGGUAGUAUUUUAUUUCAAUUUGAUAAUUUGAGUUGUUUUACCCGAGGGAUAUAUGAUAACUAGCUGAAUCUGAAUUUAAGAGCUAAUUUGUCUUUAGUACUUAACUACUUCUAAUGUAUGUAAGCCACAUGGAGGCCUUGUUUGAUGGCAUUUUUCAGUAAGCUCGUCUGGUGCGUUUGCUUUUACUGAAGACAAACUAAUCUCGUGUUUAUAACACUGUGGGGAAGUUUUAUGUAUUCUUUUUCAUAGUAAAGCGUCUAUCUAGUUGGGAUCAUUAUAACAUACUUUGUAUUUCACUGCUCAAAGAUGGCGCCCGCCUACAUGUUCUAGAACAAACUGAUGAUUUCACGAGGGAGAGGCACUCUUCGGGCGGUACUCGUGACUGAUUCGGUGAGCCAAUAGGAGUGUUGGUCUUCAGACUAUAAGCCCGCGUUACGACCGUUUUGACCAAUCCCCGUCGUCGUUGUGAACACGUUGACGUAAUAUAAUAUGUUAAAGAACAGGGAGGCCCUGUUGCUCUCGUUUUCCGUGAGAGAUUGCGUUCGUGAGCCAGUCACAGACGACGUAUCGGUAGGACAGGGCGGACUGGACCAAUGGUGCUGGGUAAUAUCCUUGAAGGACAGGGGAAACAUGCGAAUAGGUUGGUCCUAAACGUUGCUUGCGGAUCUCCGACAACCGGUGGGUGUGGUAAUUUUGACAGACAUCGUGAGUAGCGAAUAAGGAGUCGGUGGGCGGAGAAACACAGAGGUGGUUUAUCCAAUGAGGUGAAUGGUUGGUCUAUAAAGGCCCGGGUGUAGUCCAUCUCGUCGCCAUUUCAACGAAGCGGUUCGGAGGGAUUUCGUCGUGGCGGGCAGCGAAGAAAACUGACGAGCCGAGACGGAUCCUGCUUUUGAGUGUUUCCCAAAACAGAAUCCGGAUCCAUCCUGAUGGAUAUGGCUGUUAACCCGCCCCUUGACAGAGUUCACCGGCUCUUGCUUCCUCUUUACAGCACUCAUUCUGGGGUUGACCCUGGUUUUACUGGAGUGACAAUGGAUCAGAGYACUGGUACAGCUGGAAAACGCAUCCGGAAGCCCUCACAGCUCUACGAAGGCUUUGAGAGUCCUGGGAUGCCCCCCAUCAGUCAGCUGACCCCUUUGGGACCCCCCCAGCCCACAGUGAAAGACCCCAGCAGGCAGGGCAGGAUGACCAACCAACUCCAGUUUCUGCAGAAAGCCGUCCUCAAGUCCCUGUGGAGGCAUCACUUCGCCUGGCCGUUUCAUGAACCAGUGGAUGCACUCAAGCUCGGCCUGCCUGAUUAUCAUAAGAUCAUAAAGAAUCCGAUGGACAUGGGCAGCAUCAAGAAGAGAUUAGAGAACAAUUUCUACCGCAGUGCCAGUGAGUGCAUGCAGGACUUCAACACCAUGUUUACAAACUGCUACAUUUACAACAAGCCAACAGAUGACAUUGUGCUGAUGGCCCAGUCUCUGGAGAAAGCCUUCCUGCAGAAAGUGGCCCAGAUGCCCCAAGAGGAGAUAGAACUGUCCUCUCCACCUCCACGCAGCAAAUCUGCAAAAUCAUCCAAAAAAGCCAGAAACAAUCCAGUUCCAGGCGGAGUGACGACAGCCCAUCAAGUUCCAGCCGUCUCCCAGUCUGCGUAUUCUCCUCCCACUCCAGAAACRCCUGACUCCAUCCUGUCCACCCCCCCACAGACUAUCUUAUCCAAGAGCAUUAGCUUCCCCUCUGAGCACAGCAUCCCCUCCAUCACCAGCAUGCCCCCCACACAGCCCACUGCAAAGAAAAAAGGUGUGAAGAGGAAAGCGGACACGACCACUCCGACCACGAUGGCCAUGCCCAUCAUGAGCACCAUGGGCGUCAGCGGGAUCGGCCUGGGGAUGGGCGGCGGCCUGGACUCGCCGCUGACCCUCACCUCUYUGGGCAUGGAGCACGGCGGCGGCCUGGGYAUGACCCCAGGCCUGGGWCUGGGYCAGGGCAUGGUGAUGAGCAUGGACAUGGCUCACGGGGGGAUGAUGAUGGGGAACAAAGGAACAGCGGCGAGCAGGAGAGGCGUGAGCGGCCGGCCCAUCAAGCCUCCCAAGAAGGACUUACCGGACUCCAUCCUGCCGACGCCGGUGCGCCGCAGCAAGCUGACGCCGCAGCUGCGCUACUGCAGCAACGUCCUGAAGGAGCUGCUGUCCAAGAAGCACGCCGCGUACGCCUGGCCGUUCUACAAGCCCGUCGACGCCAUGUCACUGGGUCUCCAUGACUACCACGACAUCAUCAAGCAGCCCAUGGACCUGAGCACCAUCAAGAGGAAGAUGGACAGCAGGGAGUACAGAGACGCCCAGCUGUUCUCCGCCGACGUGCGACUCAUGUUCUCCAACUGCUACAAGUACAACCCGCCAGACCACGACGUGGUCGCCAUGGCCAGAAAACUGCAGGACGUGUUUGAGUUCUGCUUCGCUAAGAUGCCCGACGAGGCUCCAGCUCCUCCCACAUCCUCGUCUUCCUCCACCUCCUCCUCGUCUUCCUCGUCUGAGAGCGAGUUCAGCAGCGACAGCGAGGAGAGCGACAGCAGCCUGAGCUCCGACUCCGAGGAGGAACGGGCCAACCGGCUGGCCGAGCUGCAGGAGCAGCUGAAGGCUGUACAUGAGCAGCUCACCGCUCUGUCUCAAGGUCCCAUCGUCAAACCCAAGAAGAAGAAGGAAAAGAAGGACAAGAAAAAGAAGAAGAAAGUAGAGAAACAUCGGAGGGUGGAAGAGGAGAUGGUCUCUGUGAAACCGCCCAAAACCCCCAAGAUGUCCAAGUCUUCAAAGACGACAAAGAGCAACAAAGGCAUCAGCUGUCCUGUCAUACCAGCGAAGAAGACUCAGARCAAGAAAAACAACAAGAGCAAAUCCAAAAAGACCAACAUGAUGUUCAGCGUGUCCCAGCCGAUGCACGACCCUCUGGUCAGCCAUUUUGACUCUGAUGAGGAGGAGGACACGGUUCCCAUGUCGUACGACGAGAAGCGCCAGCUGAGCCUGGACAUCAACAAGCUGCCGGGCGAGAAGCUGGGCCGCGUCGUUUACAUCAUCCAGUCCAGAGAGCCGUCGCUGAGGGACACCAACCCCGAGGAGAUCGAGAUCGACUUCGAGACGCUGAAGCCGUCGACGCUCAGGGAGCUGGAGCGAUACGUCAUGACGUGUCUGAGGAAGAAACCUCGCAAGCCGUACGCGAGUAAAAAGAACAGCGCUGGAAAGACGCGGGAGGAGCUGGCGAUGGAGAAGCAGAUGGAGCUGGAGAGACGACUGAUGGACGUCAGCGGUCAGCUCAACUCCGGGAAGAAACCGUCUAARACCAAAAAUGAUAAACCUGCGUCAGACGUUCACGCUCAGCCGUCUCGCCUCAGCGCCAGCAGCUCCUCCUCAGACUCCUCUUCAUCCUCCUCCUCUUCCUCAUCCUCUGACACAAGCGAGUCGGAUUCCGGUUGAAUCCGAGUCGCUCRGACUGUUUCCAAACCAAAAGGGUCCGGUGACGGCGCCCUGGUGUGCUCCUCCCCUCCGAGCGGCCUGACGGAGGACGGGUCGAGGCCGGCCCACCGGGUCCGGACAGAGACGGGCUGUCCCUGCGCUCGGCUCCGUCCGGCAGCCCUGAACAUUUCCCGGCAGAUGAAUGUGAGCGGAGGAGAGCGACUGGAGCGUCUGCUGGCUCCRGGCGGAGCGGCAGGACGCUCCAUCUCCUGCUGAUGAAGAUUGAUGCAUACGUUGGAGGGAUUAGGGUGCUACAGCCAGAAUACCUGCAUUUUCUGGAUUUUUUUUCCCUUCUUGCCAUGCUCCAUGUCUUUAUGCUGUAUAGAGAACAUGUACAGAUGUAUAAAUAUCUAUUUUCUUUUAUAAAGAAGCCUUUUAUGGAGCUUAUUUAUUCCCUCUUUCUGGGAAAAGAUUAAACUGGCGUGAACAGAGCUGUGUGUUUAGAUUUGUUUGUUUUUUUUUUGAGCGAUAAGAGGGGAGUUGAGUUAUUGUAUGAAUGUAUGAUGUGUGUGUGUUUGCAUGUGUGUGUUUGUGAGAUCUGGCACCACAAGUGCAUCCUGGUGAAGUUCCUCAUAGUUUAGAAGCAGACGCAGAAGCACCUUGGYUCAGUAGGAAACAUCCUGCAUGCAACAGAGGAGCUGACGGCCUCRCUGCGCCUCCGUCAGCCGGUCGCUGUACAGAAACAAAACAUGUCAUAGUUUCAAUAUUUCUGUUCCCAUGCCGACCGUUUGUUUUCUCCAUGUAUUACAAGUUCUCUGUAAACAUGUUGGUUUUCUAUUCUUCGUGACCAAUCUGCUAAUAAAUUGUGAGGACGUGUCUUGUCGACUCGCCUGUGCCCAAAUAACUUCUGGAUCCUUUUCAUUUCUUCAUUUUAGUUACAGAUUUAAUCUGAGCUCUUACAGGUUUGUUGGUAGAAUCUCUAAAAUAUCUUUUGUCUUGCAGCUGAAUCUUGUUUACUUUGAUAAAAUCAGUUACUGGAAUCAGGAGGUAUUGAUGUAAAGAUGCAUUGUUUAUGCUGACCGUUCCACAGAGCUUUUUAUAAUGCAGAGCAUUUUGGUUUUCUGUUUGGUUUCAGAUUGAAAUAGUGUCUAAGUUAUUUAGAAGAAUUAUGGGUAUUACUGAAAGGGUUUAGUCUACUGAAAUAUGCACAUUCAGAGUAAUAAAGGUGUACAUAUUUUACAGAAUCAAAACCUUGGAGUGGUUUUCCUUUAUGGUCUGAUUUUAUUUGCUACUGUUUGGCUCCAGUUGUGAGAUUUAAAACUACAUGUCGGUCUUGCUCUGAAGUUUGUCAGAAAUCUUAAUGCCUCUGCUUGUUUYUUCUGAACAUUUGUACAUAAAUAAACACGUCAUCAUUUCA
Messenger RNA from Poecilia reticulata (guppy), 5934 nucleotides. RefSeq names its product bromodomain containing 2a (gene brd2a). Gene Ontology annotation, cellular component: nucleus; chromatin. The record is from RefSeq and is a predicted model, not a curated record. Gene Ontology annotation, biological process: chromatin remodeling; regulation of DNA-templated transcription. Lineage: Eukaryota; Metazoa; Chordata; Actinopteri; Cyprinodontiformes; Poeciliidae.